Molecule: messenger RNA, 2377 nt
Organism: Eurytemora carolleeae
Lineage: Eukaryota; Metazoa; Arthropoda; Copepoda; Calanoida; Temoridae
Gene: eIF2Bdelta
Product: translation initiation factor eIF-2B subunit delta
Exons: 23
Coding region: 318-2315 (665 amino acids)
Source: RefSeq, a predicted model, not a curated record
UUAAGUCAGAAGUGGCAUUUAACCAUGAACUUAAAAUUUAAGUCAAAACUUUUCGUUCUUUAGUUUUAGACUCUGGUCAUUAAUGAAUCAGACUUAUAAGAGCUGUUCUCGAAAUUUGAAAGGGGUUGGGAAAAAUCAAAAUGAAAUAAUAUUUAACUAUUUUCAUAUUAAUCUGGUAACUAUCAGAUCGUAUAUAGAAUAGUACCAAUCACAAUAUUUCGUCCUAAACAGCCAUUCAAACUUUAUGAGGACUGAGGAGUCCUUUUGAUAAAUUAAUUAAAUAAUGAAGUUAAUUAUGUUGUUACAGACUGGUAAAAAUGUUGAAGAAAAAGGGCAAGGGAAUUAAAACUGGUGAAGAGACGGGAGUGUCAGCUCGUCAAACCGGUUUACUGGACGCUUAUACAGAAACUCAAACAGCUGCCUCCGCUUCAGAUUCCGACAAGUUCAAAGAAGGAUAUAAGAAGAAAGGGAAGAAGAAUGAAAAGUCUAGAAAAUCUGAAUCGGAAGAUGUUGUGAAGGAAGAACCAAAGGAGGUCAAUGAGAGCUGGGAUGCAGAGGAGGAAAUAGUAGAAUCCUGGGAGGAUAUCGAGGCCCCUGAAAUGCCUGUUCCGGCCAAGGUAAAACAGGAAAUGAGGAAGCAAGAAAAACAACGGAAGAAAGAGGAAGAGAAAAAGACAAAAACGGAAAAGGUGGAAACCCCUGCCAAGAACCCUGAAGUGGAAAAAAUCUCAGAUAUGGUGGAACAUGUGAAAUUAGACGAAUCCAAUGCCAAAGUGGAAGAUCCUGGGGCCGUCAAGUCGGAACGCGACGCCAAAAAAGCCGCAAAAGCAGCGGGGAAAAAUGUCGCAAAACAGAAGAAAUCCGUUUCAGCCGCUGCAAUCCCUGAAGCCACUUCAAAAGAAAAUGCGCCAACUGAAGAUAAAAAGCUCGGUAAAGAGAAAACAGAGGAGCAAAAGCAAAAGGAGGCGGAAAAAGCUAAGCGCAAGGCGGAGUUUGAGGCGAACAUGUUGGCGGAUAAAGUUGAGAGCAAAGGAGAAGGAGGGAAAAGUAAAGCUGAAUUAAAAGCUGAACGAAGAGCAAAACAAGAUGCACAGAGAGCGGCGAAAACUCAGGAGCAGAAACAGAAGCCUGGACCAACCAAGGUUCGAAUUCCAGACGAGAUACAGGCUGACCAGAAGAAGGCCCAGGAUAAGCUGGCUAAGGUGCUCGCCACCCACAAGGUUCCUCCGAGAACUAAGGCGCAACGAUUGGUUCCUCUUUUCUCCCAUCUUCAUCAAUACGAGAAGGAUUCAUCGGUGACUAAAGAUCUUCCGGCAGUCGGGGGUUCCAUACAUCCCAGGGUUGUAGAGGUUGGAUUACAGUUAACUGAGGGUGAGGUGACAGGUAGUGAGGAGAGAUGUAAAGCUCUGUUAAGUGUUCUUGAGGAUGUUGUGUUAGAUUGUGUCUCUCAAAUAAAGGAUGUGUCACAAGUUGAUCUUUUUAAGGAAAUCGACAAUGCCUUGAAACCAAAUCUGACCUUCCUGAAGCAAUGUCGACCCCUCUCCGUAGCCAUGAGUAAUGCACUCAGGGUCAUUAAAUCUAAACUUAAAGCCAUAGACAGGAGUUUACCAAUGGAGGAACUGUGUACAGAGAUUAAAACCAUAUUUGCGGAUUUUAUCCAGGAAAACUUGCAUCUUGCUGCACAACAAAUAUCGGAAACGGGGAGACUUAAGAUUAAAAAUGGUGAUGUGCUGUUGACCUACUCCCACAGCAACCUAGUGGAGAGGUUGCUCAUAGAGGCCAGCAGGGAGAAGAACUUCAGAGUCAUUGUAGCAGACAGUAGAGUUCCCAGCAGAGGUAGAGUACUAGCAGACAAGCUUGUAAAAGAAGGUAUUGAAACUACCUACAUUCUCCUUACCGCCCUUACACAAGUAUUAGCUGGGGUCACCAAGGUGUUCCUAGGCUGUGACGGUGUACUUGCAAAUGGUUGUGUGCUUGCUCAAGUAGGAACAUCCCAGGUUGCUUUGAUAGCUGAAUCUGCCGGUAUACCUGUACUUGUUUGCUGCCAAACUUUCAAAUUCACUGAGAGGGUGCAGACGGAUAGUUUUGUAAACAAUGAACUCCUAGAUCCAAGUGAACUUGUUCCAAUCACCUCAACAAACAAUUAUCUUGAAAACUGGCGAGAUUUUCCAAGUCUUCAUCUUCUAAACCUUGUUUAUGAUAUUACUCCUGCCAGUUUAAUAACAGCUGUGAUAACUGAGCUGUCAGUGAUUCCUACAACUUCUGUCCCAGUUAUUCUUCGGUUGAAAAAUACAGAAGCUCAUCUAAUGACGUAGAAGAAAAUGAGGUGUCCAAUGUUGCAAUCAUAAAUUCUUCUCUCCUCAGUACAGUACAGUAA